Messenger RNA from Cyphellophora attinorum, 1050 nucleotides. RefSeq names its product Quercetin 2,3-dioxygenase. The record is from RefSeq and is a predicted model, not a curated record. The coding region runs from base 1 to 1050 and encodes 349 amino acids. Lineage: Eukaryota; Fungi; Ascomycota; Eurotiomycetes; Chaetothyriales; Cyphellophoraceae. The transcript has a single exon.
AUGGUCGUCCAAACAUGCGCAACGCCUCCCAAUGCGAGGACGAACUACAUCGUCGACCAGUUCGAAGGCGAGCGCAUCACAAUACCCGGCUCCAAGGGCGUUUUCCGAAUGCUCGCCUCUUCCAAACAGACCAAUGGCAGCAUGGCAAUCUUCACGUCUGGCUCCGUGAUCGCGGAUGCGCCAGGCUUUCACUGGCACGAGGAAGCACACGACGUAUUCCUCGUGACCAAAGGCUUCCUAAAACUGUGGGCUGGCGACAAGUGUCGGAUCCUCGGGCCCGGAGAUUUUGCUUAUGUUCCACCUAAAGUCAUCCACAACCCUGAACAACUUGGCCCUCAUACCGAGCUCCUGGGGCUCGUAGCGCCAGGGGACUGGGUCGACUUCUUCCGAUAUGUAGGCGAGACGUACGAAGGCGUUCUAACGCCGGAGCAUGAUGACCGCGACCUCAAGCACGCCUUGAUCUCGAAACUUAUGGCGGCCAAGGACCGCUUUGACGUGCACUUCUCGCGCGACUAUCAGCCGCCAGAGGUUGGUGAAUGGCUUGCAGAGGAGAAUGUGCUUGGUAAAGCGGGAGAGGCUUAUUUCUUGCGGGCGAAUACAGGACCGAGAUGGGUUCUGGGAGGCGUCAUGUCAAGGCCAUUCAUACUUUCCUCUCAGACGGGCGAUAGAUUCUCAAUCUCGAGCAUCGAAUCCUCGAAAGCAUACGCUCGUUCAUCGCUUUCGAGAUGGCUGAGUUUCGCCACCGUCGACCACUGUUUCGUGGUAAAGGAAGGUGUCUUCAGCGUCAAGGUCCAGGGCGACGACGAGUGGAGUGAUGUUCGAGAAGGGCAGACCAUCGUAAUUGCUGCUGGUGAGACUUUUAUGAUCAAGUUCUCCAGUAUGUUCGUCAGAAUAUGGUCGUUUGCGAACGGGAAAGGUAUUGAGGAAGUGAUACAGCGGGCAGGCAAGGAGUACCAAGGCUAUGUGUUACCCGACAAACCCGAGGAUUGGGACGAGGGCAACGUCUUGCAGACUUGUUUGGACAUUGGAGCGAGCACCACUGCAGACUAG